This is a messenger RNA of Ricinus communis (castor bean), 3012 nucleotides long. Its product is annotated as receptor-like protein kinase FERONIA. The transcript has a single exon. Gene Ontology annotation, molecular function: protein kinase activity; ATP binding. NCBI's taxonomy places the organism in Eukaryota, Viridiplantae, Streptophyta, Magnoliopsida, Malpighiales, Euphorbiaceae. The record is from RefSeq and is a predicted model, not a curated record. Bases 384 to 2903 code for a protein of 839 amino acids. Gene Ontology annotation, biological process: protein phosphorylation.
AAAUCUUUGAGCCGGAACAACCAGAGGUGAUUAAUAAUCACCGUCUUUGGAAAAUCUUGCUUAGUUUUAUGUUAGCAUUGACCUAUACAAGAGAAGAGCCCAACAUGAUGCCACUAUGAUAGCUUGAACCACAACUGUCGAUUAUUGACUAAUCGCGCGGGUCAGUCAGCCGCGUGAAUAGAUUUUAUAAAUAAAGCAGAGGGAGACUUUUUUUUCUCUUCUUCUUCUGCAUGUGUUGGAGAAUUCAUCAUCUGUCGGAAUCAUGUCUCCAGGUCAGCAUUAGUUAAUAGCCCACCAAGUAACAAAAAUAGAAAAUAUCUUAGACCGCAAAAGAAGACCAGAAAAGAAGGAAAAGAAAAAAGAGAAAUAGAAAAUCAUCCACCAUGGAAACUAGCUCUAAGACUCUGCUCAUAUUCAUCUCUCUUCACUUCUAUUAUUUCUCCUUCCAUCUGAUUAAUGCAGUCAUUGCUGCAGAUGUUGAUCAUCCUUAUGCGCCCUUGGAGAACAUUGCUCUUGAUUGCGGUUCCAGCUUCGAUUCGCAAACUUUGUCUUUUGAUGGCCGGAACUGGACUGGUGAUGUCGGAUCAAAGUUUACAGCUUUCAACUCGCACAGCAACUCUACUCUAUCCACAGCCUCGUUUUUCGAUGAAGCCAUCGGAAUUCCAGAAGUUCCUUAUAAAACAGCUAGACUGUUCUACUCUAAAUUCACCUACACUUUUAAUGUAACACCAGGUCCAAAAUUUGUUCGUCUUCACUUCUAUCCAUCAUCAUACUCAGGUCUCAAUGCAUCCAGAGCAUUUCUCUCUGUUAUCGAUGGUGAUAACCGUACUCUCCUUAGCAACUUCAGUGCCACUCUUGCUGCCAAUUACAAGAACGUGGAUACAUUUUUCAAAGAAUUCAUAAUUGAAGUACAAAACCAUUCGCUUUGUUUAACGUUUAGCCCUUCCUCAAAUGAAUCUGAUGCAUUUGCUUUUGUUAAUGGAAUUGAAGUAGUUUCAAUGCCGAUGAAUCUCUACAUAAAGGGAGAGGAUGUUCCUCUUCCUUUUGUUGGGUAUCCUGCGAUGGUGAUCACAUUGGACAACAAAUCUGCACUUGAAACAGUUUACAGAAUAAAUGUAGCAGGCGCCGAUAUUUCUCCCAAACAUGAUUCAGGGAUGUUUCGAACUUGGAUAAAAGAUGAUCCAUACAUUUUUGGAUCUGCUAAAGGGGAACGUGCAUUUGAUUUGAAUCUUUCCAUCAGGUAUACAUCAGCUGUACCAGAAUAUACUGCACCUCAAUCGGUAUAUCGCACUGCCCGUUAUAUGGGUAAUAGUCCUCAAAUCAACUUGAAUUUUAACUUGAGCUGGUAUUUUUCUGUUGAAACUGGUUUUAAGUAUCUUGUCAGGCUUCAUUUCUGCGAGGUUGCUCGGUAUAUAACAAGGGUUAAUCAAAGAGUAUUUCGUAUAUACAUCAAUAAUCAAACAGCUGAAGAUCAAGCUGAUAUAUUUGGCUGGAGUGGUGGGCAAGGUGUUCCUCUGUAUAAUGACUACAUUAUAAUGGUUCCAGAACUGAGUGAAAUGAAUAUCCAAGAUCUUUGGCUCGAGCUGCACCCCAACUCUGCAUCCGUGCUACAUUCUCAAUACUAUGAUGCUCUCUUAAAUGGGGUGGAGAUUUUCAAAUUAAACAACUAUGGUGGAAAUCUUGCUGGACCUAAUUCUCCCCAAGAAUUGCUAGUUAAUCAAUUUCCUAAAUCAUCCAGAAGCAGUUCAAAGAAAAGAUCACUUAUCAUCAUCAGCAUUGGAUGCUCGCUUAGUGCAGUGAUGUUGGCGUUGCUUACGUUUGCUUUUUGGAUUAGAGCAGCAAGGGGAAGGACAAAACAAGAGAAGACAUGUCAUAGCCAGUCAUCAGUCUGUCGCUAUUUCACGAUGAAAGAGAUCAAAGCAGCAACUAAUAACUUCGAUGAGGCACAGGUCAUUGGUAUUGGUGGAUUUGGUGUGGUUUAUAAAGGUUACAUUGAUGGUGGGGCGAUUACAGUUGCCAUCAAGCGUGGGAAUCAAGCAACUGUUGAACAGGGUCUCAGCGAAUUUCAGGCGGAGAUCAACACACUUUCUCUACUUCGUCAUCACAAUGUUGUUUCUUUAAUGGGUUUCUGCAAUGAUGAACAGGAAAUGAUUCUUGUAUAUGAGUAUAUGCCUAAUGGAAAUCUGUUUGAUCAUCUUCAUUUUGUCAACAAAACACAAAAAUCACCUCUUUCAUGGAACCAAAGGCUCCAGAUAUGCACUGGAGCUGCGCAAGGUUUGUGCUAUCUCCAUACAGGAUUGAAGCAUCCAAUCGUUCAUCGUGAUGUCAAGACUAGCAACAUCCUGUUAGAUGAGAACUGGAUUGCCAAGAUUUCAGAUUUUGGCAUGUCCAAAAUAGGCCCUACUAAUGGAAGCACAAAAGUUAAAGGUAGCAUUGGCUAUUUGGAUCCAGAAUAUUGCAGGUUUCACAAAUUAACAGAAAAAUCUGAUAUCUACUCUUUCGGAGUGGUGCUACUGGAGGUACUUUCUGCCAAAUUUGUGGUGAAUCCUGCUGUAUCAGAAGAUAAUUACAAUGAGGAAGAUGAGGAUCCUGAAACCUUUGUUGAGUGGGGCUUAAAUUGCUAUGAGAAAGGAGAUUUGGAUCAACUCAUUGACAAAAAUUUGGAAGGAAAGAUUGCGCCGGAAUCUCUCACAAAGUUCAUGGAGAUCGCACAAAAAUGUUUGGCAAAUCGAGGUCUGGAUCGGCCAUCAAUUAAUGAGGUAAUUUGGAGCUUAGAGUUGGCACUAAAACUGCAAAUGUAUGACAAUAAUGAGGAUAGAAAUAUGGGCUUAAGGUUAAUGGGCAAUUCAGAUAUGAAUCCAGGAGUGGAAUUCUCUGAAAUCAUGAUUCCAGUUGGGAGGUAAAAGCAAAAAGUUUAUGGAAGAAUGGGAAAAUCUACUUGUUAAGUCUAGAAGUUUGUCCUUAAUUUAUUUGUCUUUUGGCGCUGCAUAAUGGCUACUUCUUUAGAAACAA